Messenger RNA from Papaver somniferum (opium poppy), 2640 nucleotides. Its product is annotated as wall-associated receptor kinase-like 9. The coding region runs from base 1236 to 2420 and encodes 394 amino acids. The record is from RefSeq and is a predicted model, not a curated record. Gene Ontology annotation, molecular function: protein serine/threonine kinase activity; ATP binding. The transcript is spliced from 3 exons. Gene Ontology annotation, cellular component: plasma membrane. NCBI's taxonomy places the organism in Eukaryota, Viridiplantae, Streptophyta, Magnoliopsida, Ranunculales, Papaveraceae. Gene Ontology annotation, biological process: protein phosphorylation; cell surface receptor signaling pathway.
GUGAGAUCUUCAACAAUUCUCUUCUUCUUGUUAUCCAUUUUUGUAGUUGACCAACUUAUUGUGAUUACAGAGCAAAUGCCUUCAUUACUAUCUGUCCGCAAUCUGCAGCUUCGUUUAUUUGUACUUUUAAUUCUGUUCUGUGCAACUAGUAAAGCACUGGUAUCACUAGAAGCAGGUGUAUCAGCUAUGAUAAAGGUACAAGCAGCAUCAGCACCAACAAGAAUGAUAAAUAAUAGUACUAGUACUGGUAGCAUAGCAAAGCCAGGUUGCAGAGAUAGGUGUGGGAAUGUAAGUAUACCAUACCCAUUCGGAAUGGAUAGCAGUAACUGUUAUCUGAGCAUUGGUUUUAAGAUAUAUUGCAAUUCCUCUUACAAUCCUCCAGUUGCUUUUCUGAUAUCAGGGCAUGCUGAUCGUCCCUGUAAAAUCUUAGAGCUCACCCAAGACUAUGUUCGUAUUAAUAUAUCAGCACCUGCCAUAUGUGACCUUGAUAAUACUACUAGUAUCACCUCAAAGUUGAUUGAUCCUUUGACUAACUCAACAGCACCAAACUUCUUUGGAACACCCUUCACCAUUUCCAAUACUCUCAAUAAGUUUACAGUCCUUGGUUGCAAUAUCUUCGGUGUCAUCUCACCACUACAGGUUAGUAUAUUUGGUGAUGGAUCAAAUUUCACAAGCAUCGGGUGUGCAACCCGUUGUGUAUCCAAUGAGUCCAUAGCUAUCCCAUCUCCUUGUCUAGGUAAUGGUUGUUGUAAGGUAUCAAUUCCUGAUAGACUUUCAAAUUUCAUUAUAAAGAUAGAGAAAAUAAGCUCUGGUGCUAGAGUUAUACAACCCUUUUUCUCGAGGGGUCCGUGUGUCCAUGCUUUUCUUGUUGAGCAGGGGUAUAAGGUCGAUGAUAUAGUUUUGUCUGAGGACGACACGUCUGUACCUGUGAUCUUAGACUGAGCGAUAACAGAUGGCUUUCUUACAUGUCAGCAAGCUCAAUCAAAUCUCAGUCAGUAUGCUUGUGGCAGAAAUACUGAUUGCUUUGAGUCUUACAAUAGUCCUGGUUAUCGCUGCAAGUGUUUAAAAGGCUACGAAGGAAAUCCUUACCUUCCCGGUGGAUGUCAAGAUAUUGAUGAAUGCGAAGAAUUAAACAAUUGCGGUAAAGGGGUUAAUUGCUUGAACACACCAGGCGGCUAUAACUGUGUUUGUCACCUGGUAAGCUUUUGGUAACCAAUGAACUGGGACUGCAGUGUAUGGCUAACAAACAAAACCUUCUAAUCGUUGUGGCUGUACCAUUGGGUAUUGGAGUAAGCAUAAUUGUUACAGCUUUACUCGGAAUGGGCUAUUGGUUAUACAAUGAAUUUCAGAAGAGAAAGCAAGAUAAAUUGAAGCAGAACCACUUUGCAAGAAAUGGUGGGUUGUUGUUAAAGCAAAAGGUCAAUUCAAGUGAUGGUAGAGUUGAAAAGGCAGCAAAAAUCUUUGAACAUGAAGAGUUAGAGAAGGCGACAAAUAACUUCAACCCAAGUAGAAUUAUAGGCAAAGGUGGCCAUGGUACCGUUUAUAAAGGCAUGCUACCAGGUGGUGAAAUAGUAGCCAUUAAGAAAUCUAGACUAGUGGAUGAAACUCAAAUUGAUCAGUUCAUUAAUGAAGUCGUUAUUCUCUCACAAAUCAACCAGAGACACAUUGUGAAACUAUUAGGUUGUUGUAUGGAAACCGAAGUUCCCUUGUUGGUUUAUGAGUUUGUCUCUAACGGAACACUCUCAUACCAUCUACGUGCAGAGGAGGGAGAUAAUGCAUCACUUUCAUGGAAGGAUCGCGUAAGGAUUGCAUCUGAGAUAGCUGGAGCACUGGCAUACUUACAUUUGGAUGCUUCUGCGCCAAUCUUUCCCAGGGACAUAAAAUCUGCCAACAUACUGUUAGAUGAGAACUACAAGGCAAAAGUCUCGGACUUCGGAAAUUCUAGAUCGAUACCUGUAGAUAAAACCCACUUAACCACACUCGUGAGAGGGACCUUUGGUUACUUAGACCCCGAAUACUUCCAUUCAAGCCAAUUCACUGACAAAAGUGAUGUCUACAGCUUCGGAAUAGUUCUUGCGGAGCUCUUAACGGGAGAAAGGGCAAUUUCUCAAAUCAGACACGAAGAAGAGGAGAGUUUGGCAUUUUAUCUCAUAAAUUCAAUGAAAGAAAGUCGCUUGUUUGGGAUAUUAGAUUCUAGAAUUUGUAAUAAAGCCACCGAAGAUGAUGUUAUGGUUGUUGCAGAACUAGCAACAAGAUGCUUGAAAUACGUUGGAAAGAAAAGGCCUGACAUGAAAGAAGUGGCUCUUUCUUUAAGCUGGCUGCAUGAGAAACUUUCAAGAGAUGGAGUAUUGAAGCUUCAAGAGACAGAAGCCAAUUCAGACAAUGGUUCAGUACUGAUCUUCCCAUUCUUGGACUCAUAAAUAUUUUUAUACAUCUCUGCUUGCUUGUGCUAUUAGUAUGAUAAAUGCAUCAUUGCUUGAUCUGCUUAGCAUUAUUACAGUGUAUUUCAUUCCAAUAGUUGAAUCCCCAGCCCAGCUCCCCCUUUCUGCUCUCUUAGACAAAGUGAUGCCUAAUUAACUCCCACUGUUUAUGGGGAGGGGGCUAGGGUCACUGCAAGAACACUUGUGUUGUGUUAGCCUA